GAAAAGAAGACAGAUGAACGACGACAAAGGAAAGGUAAAAAACAGAACUAAAGCCGCAAGAUGAAUCUCAAGAUUAGGGCGUCUUCUCUCUCUAUAAGUGGAUUGAAGAGGAAGAUUGGAAGAGAAGGUAGAGAGGUAAACUUCAGAGAAGAUCACAAUGUUGCAGGAAAUUGAAAAUUUCUUGGGAUAUUUGAGAGAUUUUUUGGGUGGUGUAGUGAGAGAAGGCAAGCCCAAAGCCGAAAAGCAAGUUAACGAUCUGUUGGGCCAUUUUACAGAUUCCAAAGUUGAAGAUUUAGUGAGAGAUGGCAAGGUUAAGAGCGAAUUGCUGGCUGACAAAGCUCGGGCCUUGGCAAUUACAUUGGGAUUAGACAAAGUAGAUAGAGACAAAGCAUUGAAGAUAGCCGGUUUGGCAUUUGCUGGAUAUUUGGUGCUCAAGGUGAUGAAAGCUUUCUCUGGAGGCAAGGGUAGUGGCAAGACCAUGAAAGCUCCAGGGAGGCCUUUUCGCAUUCCUCGAAGCCCAUUUGAGAGUAACCCUAGAGGCUAUUUUCGCCAGUUGCACAGUGAUGGUCUAUGAUAUGAGCUAGCAAAUUGCAAAUUUGUGGUGAAAUGAUGUGUCUCGACUUCUAUGUCCAAGAAGGAUGAAGAACCUUAUCCAACUGUUUUGGACUGUUGGUGGCCUUUCUCUGUGCUGGUGUUUCGUUUCACCAUCUAUAGUGUUUUUUACUUCAUAGUGUUGUGCAUGUGAAUGGUGAUAAUGCCUAUUGUGAUGGUUUUGGGGCAUAUGAACCCUUGGCAUUAUGUUGGAUCCGCCACCCAACCCCACGGGUGGAUUCUUUAUCCACUGAUACUUCAAAGUUCUUGUAUUAUGAUACUGCUGGUAUUGUUUUGUUUCAAAGUAUUGCUUAGCUAAAAAUUGAUAUA
Amborella trichopoda is the source of this 921-nucleotide messenger RNA. RefSeq lists its product as uncharacterized. NCBI's taxonomy places the organism in Eukaryota, Viridiplantae, Streptophyta, Magnoliopsida, Amborellales, Amborellaceae. The record is from RefSeq and is a predicted model, not a curated record.